Exophiala aquamarina CBS 119918 is the source of this 930-nucleotide messenger RNA. RefSeq lists its product as uncharacterized. The transcript is spliced from 4 exons. Gene Ontology annotation, biological process: secondary metabolite biosynthetic process. Lineage: Eukaryota; Fungi; Ascomycota; Eurotiomycetes; Chaetothyriales; Herpotrichiellaceae. The record is from RefSeq and is a predicted model, not a curated record. Bases 1 to 930 code for a protein of 309 amino acids.
AUGGCGCAGAACCUUCCCAAGCUGCCUGAUUGGGAGCAGGUCAGCACCAAUGUCAUUCGGAUCCUGGGCGGGAAUCCUAGUAAGUUCACGCUACAAGGCACCAACACAUAUCUCCUCGGCCGCGGACCAAGACGGCUCCUGAUCGACACAGCGCAAGGCCACAAAGAAUGGAUCUCGACGGUGCGCAACGUGCUCGACGCACAGGAAAGCAAGUCCACCACCAUCUCCACGGCGAUCCUCACACACUGGCACCCGGACCACAUCGGCGGAGUCAAGGACCUCGAAGCGCUGGUCCCCGACGUCAAAGUGUAUAAGCACCUCCCGGAACUCGACCCUGAGAAGACCUUGGAUCCGACGCGUGUCAUCGACAUCGAGAACGGGCAGCGGUUCAAGAUUGACGGCGAAGACGGCGGCAGCGGGAGUGGGUUGGAGAUCGAAGCGAUCCAUUCACCGGGCCACGCGAAGGACCACAUGGCGUUCAUCAUCACGGCGUCCCCUGACGCGCGCGAAGUCGGCGCGAUCUUCACGGCGGACAACGUCCUAGGCCACGGAACGGCAGUCUUCGAAAACCUGUCGGAGUACCUCGACAGCCUGUCUCUGAUGAAGCGGCGCGUGCAGGAGAGCCGCGCCGCAUACCCGGGACACGGGGUCGUGAUCAGCGACGCCGUCGCCAAAAUCGACGAGUACAUCGCGCACCGGCGCAUGCGUGAGCUCGAGGCCCUCAACGUCCUGAAGUAUGGCACCGUCGCCAGCGGCAAGGAAUGGACGAGCCUCGACAUGGUGAAGGUGAUUUACCGGCAUUACCCCGAGAAUCUCUAUCAGCCGGCCGAGUUUGGGCUGUUGAUGGUGCUGGAGAAGUUGAGGAGCGAUGGGAAGGUUGUCAAGACGACUGAGGGCAGAUGGCGGGCUACUGAGAAGGCUAUCCUUUGA